CAAAAGCGUCCGCAACUGGUCAUUUUGGCUCAAGAGCGCAUAUCUCGAAGUGGGACCGCCUCGACGGGCCGGGGGGCUGAGCCGUACGGACUUGACGAGACAUCAGCUGCGUUGUCAUGGCUACGACAGCGUCGGUGACUGCUCGUUUAGUGGCUGCCGUCCUAUGCGUGUGUACGAUCGCGGAGGCCAAUGUCAAAGGCACGUUUUGGCGCUUCCUCGACGAGGUGGCGAGCGAGGGGAAGGAACGCAGCGAUGUGACUACCGUGGCAGAGUUACUUGACCUUGGCGCGGGUGUGAAGGUUGAGGAUUGUGGCAGCAAGGCGGAUACGAUGUCAGUCAUUCGUGCGGACUUCGAUCGGGCCCACCUCCAGGUGCGCGCUUACGGGGCUCUCUCGAGCAACGUAUCAGGAGGAACUCUCAGCGCGAAGUUGUACAAGGGCGCAGCUGCUGAAGGGUCGUCUACAGAAGAUUGGAUGAAGCGUGAACUCGCGUGGCACAGCGUCCCUCACGAGUACGAGGAGGACUUGUGCAGGCAUUUCGGCAAGAGCCACAGCACACGCGGAUGCCCCCUUCCAACGGGCAGCACGGAGCUUCGCUUCGCCCUCGACAAAUUGCCGCCGAUGGUGAUAGCCGGUGCCUACAAGUUGAAGAUCAAGGCCACCGAUGGUGUUGGCAAGCCCGUGGCCUGCUUGCGGGUGCAUGUGGACGUCCCUCGGGGCAAGAGUGGCGAGCUCUUCCGCAGGGUCCAAGCACUACCCAUGGCCAAUUCUGGAAGAGCUCUGAUGUCUGGAGAUGAUGGCUGCUCCUGUCACUACUCAGACCCGGUAUGCGGUGAUGACAGUAACACCUAUAGCAGCGCGUGCAAGGCUCAUUGCUCACAUGUUGAGGUGGCUCAUCCGGGUAAGUGUGGCGACCAGGUAGUUCGUGGUGAACGAGCGCUGGCCAUGGCUACCCCAGCUCCUGCGGCCACCUCUCUUUCCUGCGGCAUGAAGGGUCCCGACGACACUCCGUGGUCCGCGGGGCGCGGCGCUCGCAUCGUGAACGGGCAGGACGCCACAGAGUGCGAGUGGAAGUGGCAGGUGUCCCUCUCUGCCGGGUACCACUUCUGUGGAGGCACGCUCAUCUCUCCGACCUGGGUCCUCACCGCUGCCCACUGCAUUGAUGGGUCGUCGUUUUCCAUCGUGGCGGGCAGCUAUAGCCAGUGGUGGGACGAUACCGCCCAAGUGGAAAUCGAGGUGCGUCAAGUGAUCACCCAUCCAAACUACGACGACUCCACCUUCCAGAACGAUAUUGCCCUUGUGCAGUUGGACGAAGCCGCACCCUUGAACGACUGCAUUGGGUUAGCAUGCUUGCCAAGCGAGGACGUUGCUGACGGCGAGGAGUGCUUCAUCACAGGAUGGGGGACCCUCUCCUCAGGAGGAUCUUCCCCAAAUUACAUGCAGGAGGCGCAGGUGGAAGUCAUCAGCAACUCGGAUUGUGGCGCUGCCUACUCUUUUGACGCUAUCACCGAUGACAUGUUGUGCGCGCAGGGCCGGGACAGCAACGACGGUAUCACCGAUGCCUGCCAAGGGGACAGUGGUGGGCCGCUUGUCUGCACUUCUGGCGGCUCUUCUUAUGUUUUGCACGGGGCCACUUCGUGGGGCAACGGUUGUGCAGACGAGCAGUAUCCCGGAAUCUGGUCUCGGGUCUAUUAUUUCCGGGAUUGGAUCGAGGAUGAGAUGGGAGCGAUUGAGGCUGCAACACCCGCCCCAGACGACGAGUUGAACACGACAAGUAUGUGGGGGACCGUUCUGGGCCCGUGCACGCUAGACGGCAUCUGUGUGCAAAGCCCGAAUUAUCCGCAGCCUUACGGUUCAUCGGAAGGUUGCACGAUUGAAAUCGACUUGACAAACACGGCACCGAUCAGCGUAGAGAGCUUCAGUACGGAACUUACUUUCGACACGCUUAUUGUCAACGGAGUGCUCUAUUCUGGAUUUGGUGGCCCCGAGGGGGUCACCCCGACUGCAAGCAUUGCUUGGUCGAGCGACCCCAGUCUUGAAGGCGGUGGAUGGAGAUUGUGCAUGGGAGACGCGACGCCUGCACCGGUACCUACCCCCGAAGCCCCAGUUCCCCAACCCACCCCAGCUCUUGCAUGCGGGGGAAAGGGUCCCGACGACACUCCGUGGUCCGCGGGGCGCGGCGCUCGCAUCGUGAACGGGCAGGACGCCACAGAGUGCGAGUGGAAGUGGCAGGUGUCCCUCUCUGCCGGGUACCACUUCUGUGGAGGCACGCUCAUCUCUCCGACCUGGGUCCUCACCGCUGCCCACUGCAUUGAUGGGUCGUCGUUUUCCAUCGUGGCGGGCAGCUAUAGCCAGUGGUCAGACGAUGCCGCCCAAGUGGAAAUCGAGGUGCGUCAAGUGAUCAAGCAUCCAAACUACGACGACUCCACCAUGCAGAGCGAUAUUGCCCUUGUGCAGUUGGACGAAGCCGCACCCUUGAACGACUGCAUUGGGUUAGCAUGCUUGCCAAACGAGGACGUUGCUGACGGCGAGGAGUGCUUCAUCACAGGAUGGGGGACCCUCUCCUCAGGAGGAUCUUCCCCAGAUUACAUGCAGGAGGCGCAGGUGGAAGUCAUCAGCAACUCGGAUUGUGACGCUGCCUAUUCUUUUGACGCUAUCACCGAUGACAUGUUGUGCGCGCAGGGCCGGGACAGCAACGACGGUAUCACCGAUGCCUGCCAAGGGGACAGUGGUGGGCCGCUUGUCUGCACUUCUGGCGGCUCUUCUUAUGUUUUGCACGGGGCCACUUCGUGGGGCUACGGUUGUGCAGACGAGCAGUAUCCCGGAAUCUGGUCUCGGGUCUAUUAUUUCCGGGAUUGGAUCGAGGAGGUCAUGGGCGACAGCGACGACGACAACGACGACGACAACGACGACGACAACUACGUCGGCCUCGAUUGUGGGGCAUGUGCAGAUGACAACCGGGAUUGCGUGGCUGAGAGCUACGAGGGGUACAUGGGUACUUGUGACGAUGGCUACUACGCGGUGGCGGGAUGCUAUUGCUGCGAUGGCCUCAGUGACGGAGAGGUUGGAAGUUUUGGUUGCUUCUACGGGGGCGUCAUCGGAGGAGCUCGGAAUCUUGGCCCUGCCUUCGUGACCUUGUUGAGCAUGAUAGUUGCCAUGCAGUAGGAAGUUUUAGAUGCGGGGCGGGCUGGCCUCACGUUCGCCACUGGGACGCAAGAGCCCCCCAAGUGGCAAGUUCAAUGUGGGAAUGGGUCGAUCUCCAGCCCCAGCCCUUGCGGCUCCAAGGGCGUGGACUCGGUACGCGUGGACGCUCGGCGCCGAGGAGCACACCGUCGUGUUCUGUGCCGCCUUUGUCCUGGUGUGUUGCUGCCUUGCCCGGCCGUUUUGCUCGUUCAUUCGCACUGGUUCUGAUUGUGCCAAGUAGAUUGCGAAGCGUUCGAGGAAUGCGAAUCUAUGUCUACGUGUUGGCUGGAUGGGGGGCUCCAUCCAUUACACGAGGAGCACGCCACUUUCGGACGGGUGCUAUCUCCAAGACAAACUCCCGAAAAGAGCCGCCUGCAGAGCUGACCGGCCUCAUCAGGCAGGCGAUACGGUAGGUUCACGACGCGUCGGCGCGGCG
Messenger RNA from Prorocentrum cordatum, 3618 nucleotides. Lineage: Eukaryota; Dinophyceae; Prorocentrales; Prorocentraceae. The record is from the annotation of a GenBank genome assembly.